AGCGCGCGGGACCAGCUCGCCCCGGGCCGCCCGCGCGCGGGGUGUGUAAGGACGCACUCCCGGUCGCAGAGUGCCAGAGCAAGGGAGCAGUUGCUGUGGUACCUGCUGCUACCAGGGCGGACACUGAGCAUCGGGCACAGGGCACGGCGUGCUGGACGGGAAGGUGAAGUCAUGACGUCCGCCAGAGAAAAUGUGCUAUUUGGAAUGGGAAAUCCUCUUCUUGACAUUUCUGCUGUAGUAGAUAAAGAUUUCCUUGAUAAGUAUUCUCUGAAACCAAAUGACCAGAUCUUGGCUGAAGACAAACACAAGGAACUGUUUGAUGAACUUGUAAAAAAAUUCAAAGUUGAAUAUCAUGCUGGUGGCUCUACCCAGAAUUCAAUGAAAGUGGCUCAGUGGAUGAUUCAGGAGCCACACAAAGCAGCAACAUUCUUUGGAUGCAUUGGGACAGAUAAAUUUGGGGAGAUCCUGAAGAAUAAAGCUGCUGAAGCACACGUGGAUGCUCAUUACUACGAACAGAGCGAGCAGCCGACAGGAACGUGUGCUGCAUGCAUCACUGGCGGCAACAGGUCCCUGGUUGCUAACCUUGCCGCUGCCAAUUGUUAUAAAAAAGAAAAGCACCUUGAUGUGGAGAGGAAUUGGAUAUUGGUAGAAAAAGCCAGAGUUUACUACAUAGCUGGCUUUUUUCUAACAGUCUCGCCGGAGUCAGUGUUGAAAGUGGCUCAGUAUGCUGCUGAGAGCAACAGGAUCUUCACACUGAAUCUCUCUGCACCAUUUAUUAGCCAGUUCUUCAAGGACUCCUUGAUGAAAGUCAUGCCUUAUGUUGACUUCCUCUUUGGAAAUGAGACGGAAGCUGCCACUUUUGCUAGAGAGCAAGGCUUUGAGACUAAAGACAUUAAAGAAAUAGCCAAAAAGGCACAGGCUCUUCCAAAGGUGAACUCGAAGAGGCAGAGGACCGUGAUCUUCACGCAAGGGAGAGAUGACACUAUAGUGGCUACAGAAAAUGAUGUCACUGCUUUUGCUGUCUUGGAUCAAAACCAGAAAGAAAUCGUUGACACCAAUGGAGCUGGCGACGCGUUUGUUGGAGGGUUCCUGUCUCAACUGGUCUCUGACAAGCCUCUGGCCGAGUGCAUCCGCGCAGGCCACUAUGCCGCAAGUAUCAUAAUCAGGCGAACUGGCUGCACCUUUCCUGAGAAGCCAGACUUCCACUGAUGGGGUC
This is a messenger RNA of Acomys russatus (golden spiny mouse), 1216 nucleotides long. RefSeq names its product adenosine kinase (gene Adk). The transcript has 11 exons. The record is from RefSeq and is a predicted model, not a curated record. Gene Ontology annotation, molecular function: adenosine kinase activity. Bases 172 to 1209 code for a protein of 345 amino acids. Lineage: Eukaryota; Metazoa; Chordata; Mammalia; Rodentia; Muridae. Gene Ontology annotation, biological process: purine ribonucleoside salvage. Gene Ontology annotation, cellular component: nucleus; cytosol.